CUAAACUGUUAUUAAGUCCUAUAAUAUGUAUUUCUUUAAAGAUGCUGUUCCCUUCUCAAAGUUUUCACUGACUCGUUUUUCAAAAUUCUUUUGAUGUCCGCCGAAUUAUUCAAUCUUGGAAAGAAUGUUUUGAUGAAGGAUCAGUUCAUGAAUUAUCUUCAUCCUUAUCCAACAAUCACGCAUUUUCAACCGGUAACAGAUCUUAAGGAACUGUUUGCUCGCUAAUAACUGUCAGACAAUGAUAGUCAUGGCCAUUGGAUUUUGAACAAUUUAAGGUUUAAUCAGAGCGGCUCAUAUAUUUCUAAAGGUUUUUGGCAACUCUGCAUGCUUCCCUAGUUCUCAGUAGUACCUGGCUAGACGUGAUUCGCUACAGGGUCAAUGGGGAUACUUGAUAAAAUCGCCGAUAUUGAGAAUGAAAUCGCAAGGACGCAGAAAAAUAAAGCGACGGAGUAUCAUCUCGGUUUACUGAAAGCUAAGCUCGCCAAGUACCGUUCUCAACUACUGGAGACACAAAACAAAGCUACCAAGGGUGAAGGAUUUGAUGUUAUGAAAUCAGGCGAUGCUCGGGUAUCACUAAUUGGCUUUCCGUCCGUCGGGAAGUCCACUCUCCUAAAUUCUUUGACUUCUACACACAGUGAAUGUGCAUCAUAUGAGUUCACAACUUUGACAUGCAUACCGGGUGUUAUUGAGUAUAAAGGCGCUAACAUCCAGUUAUUGGAUCUUCCAGGAAUAAUAGAAGGGGCGUCACAAGGAAAAGGGCGGGGGCGCCAGGUGAUUGCUGUUGCCCGAACGGCUGACCUCGUACUUAUGAUGCUUGAUGCCACCAAGCCGGAUGUCCACCGGUAAGUAUUUCAAGAGUUACCCAAAUAGAGAUUACAGUCAUAGUGUAGUGAACGAGUACACAGGAUAGGUUUUAGCACCAGAGAACUAGCAAAAUGCUUAAAAUUCUGACUAACAUUUAUGAGGGCCUUAACCAAAGUACUCGUCGUUUUUUCAUCAUACAUGUCUAUAGCAACGAACUCCACAAGUAAGCACCACAUAUCUGUGUAGUUGUUCACAGCUUUUAGUGAAGAUUUUCUAAAUUUCAUCACAAAUCGGGAGAGUAUGUUGUUCAGCACAAAAAAGUCUCAUCUGAAUUUUCAUUAUAACCACUCGGCUUAAACUGUUGUUUCUCAAGUAGAGACCCGUCACCUUUAAAUUCACUAGUUGCCGUUUCAAAUAGGUUGGUAGUAUAAACCAACCGUAAGUUAUCAAUUCAUACUUAGUUUUCUUCAGAACCCAUCUCAUGUUUUCACUAAAGGGGUUUAUUUUCUAAAUUCGAUUUCAGAAAGUUACUUGAAAACGAACUAGAAGCUGUGGGUAUUCGAUUGAAUAAAAGCAAACCAAAUAUUUAUUUCAAGGUAAUUUAAAAUUUGAUCACUGUUCUAAGCUCCCUAAUUUUCACAGUCCGUCAUAAGAAAUAACUGAACCCGUGGUUCAGUUUUAUAAGUACUUGACGAUGAACUCCCACAAUUGAGUUAUAUCUCGUCUCCCUGUGACAGCUGGGUGGUUUCGUUUGUCAGUGACUUGGAUUCGACCAAGCAUUCACAUACAAAUCCAUGAAGUAUCUUAUAGGAGCCAGCGAUAUUACAUUGCUCUGACUUCGGAAAACAAAACAGGACUCGAAUACUACCACAGCUUCAUGUUUUUUGACAAGCUUUGACAUAAAGUCUGACCACUUUCCUCGUAUUGAUAAAUCAUCUUAAUUCCCGGUCUAUCGAGAAGAUAGUUGCGGUAAGAGUUGUCAAAUACUAGCUUUAACAUCCAACUAGGCGAGGAACACGAUUAACUAAAUCACGACUUUUUCAACGUUGGAGAUAGCUAACAGUCGUAUAAUGUAACUUCGAUGUUAAUUUUUCUUUUCCUCCAAGCAUAUUUGUUCUUUGCCACAGUACAUUAUUACUGAUGGCCUCUGGUCAAUGGGGAAUAAACAGCUUUGUUUGACACCGGUUUUUACUUAAAGUGAAUAUGUGGGCUGCUGUUCAUUCACGGCUUUGCAAUGCGGUCCUUCGUAAGAGUUCUGUAUAGUAGUGAUCUUACCAGGUGAUUCACGUCUCACAUCUCCUCUUUCAGCGUUUUCCGCUGUUAUUGCUAGGUCUUCCACGUGUUUCUGCUUGCCAGCCCUAAUGCUUCUCUUCACUUGCUUGUUUGCUUCUGUGUGUUCAGCUUGUGCCUUGACUUUCUCUGUUCUUGUUCGGCUGAUGUUCAUUGUUGUCUUGUCAUUCUUUUCUUGAAUGCUACUCAGGGUUUCGAUGGAGAUCCAUUCCUUAUGAUGAUGCUUCCUGUGGCCCUGAACCUCCUAGCACGUCGAGAUUAUUGUUUCUUUAAUCCCUCUCCAGUUGUCCUCCAUAGUAGUUUCUUUUUCUUUGUGUAGAUCUUGUAAAGCUUGGAACCUGUUGCUGAGAGCUAUCAUGAAUUCGUUGAGUUUGUUAGUAUCUCAAAGGAAGGCUUUACUAAACCUUUGUAGUGCUGUUUCUCCAGUUGUCCAGUUCUUCUUUAGCUUCAGUUUAAUUUUGGCAACCAGCAGAUACUUAUAUGAACCUAAGCCAGCUUAUAUUUAUGUUCUCAUGACUUUCACGGGUCUUCUGAAUUUUUUCGUGAUGCAAUAUGAUCGACCUCGUACUAUUUAGUGUGAUCUGCAGAGACACAUGUAGCUUUGUGUAUGCGUUUGUGGGGGAAUGUAGUGCAUCCUAUAGCUAUUUUGUUGAAUGCACGUAAAUUUGCAAAUCUCUCGCUAUUCUUGUUCCUUUCCUUCAGUCCAUGUUGUCCCAUGAUAUCUUCAUACUCGAUGUUGUCCAUUCCGGUCUUGGCGUUUAGUUCUCUUAUAAGGAUGGUCAGGUCCUUUUCUGGGCACUUAUCUACGACCGAUUGCAGCCUCUCAUUGUACUGAUCUUUAUUGUCUCCACUAUUAUCACUGGUGUGGGCGUGGGACUGAAUAUCGUUCACUGUAAUCCCUUCGUUUUGAAGGAUGUUUUAAUGAUCCCGGAUCCAUGAGAUUCUCAUUUUGUAGGCGCUUCUUUUCUUCUCUGGGUAGUCUCACCAGAUCUCCUUGUUUGUAUGAAGAGGGGACAUUUUCCUCCUCAUGAUGAGAGUACAAAAACACCGGCCUUAUGAUUUCCGAAGAACCUCAGCUUUCACCAUGAGAUUCCACAACUCUUACUAAAUGGUUUUCCAUUCCCAGUACAGUUUAAAUGAUCUUUUCUGGUCGUCAUUGUUUAGCUAGGUUCUUUUCUACUCUAUGUGGUUUCUAACCUUAUGUUCAACCAUCCUUUUUUACCCGGGAUCGAGACCAGUUGUCAUCAUCAGAAGACUCCAGGCGGAGUUUGAAAUUUGUUCAAAUAUUAGGACAAAAUGAAAAAGACUAAACGAAUAUUCUUUGGAGUCAUGUCUGACAGAUUGAGCUGUCCUAUUCAAUAACAUUUAGGUUCAUAAUGCUUACAUACUGAAAAUCUGCGAUCGUUUAAACGACCGUGAAUUUAAUAUUUGUAUCUCAUUAUCCGAAUGGUUAUCGUCUAAGGGAGUAGUCGCUGAACUGGAUUUGUAUUGAGAACACUAAUACUGACCGGUGUUCAACUACAUCCCUCUGAUAAGCUUCAAUUCAUAGAAAGGUCCAUCAUAGAAGCCUUCGUUAGUCAACAAAUAACUAACAUUAAGUGACAUGUCGUUUGCAUUUUAUAGAUUACUUUCUUAGUGAGAUGUAUCUUUGUCAAAUGAUUUCUCACCAUCAUAUUUGAUUAUGGCUUAAGAAUUACUCCUGAUCGGUGACUCAAAGUAAAACCCUGGUUAUCACUUGGAUCCUUUGCACUAGGUGUACGUUAAACAUUGAUCGGACUGACAUGAAUAUUAAGCCGGACGCAGACGUGCGUUGGGCCAAGUCUUUACAUCUAGGUAUCACAGUCAGAUAAAAAAUGGCAAAAGAAAGCGACAUAAUGUCUUGGAAACAAUAGUAUGAAAAAUCAGACCGUAAGGAUAUCAUUUCUAAAGAAGUGGGGAGGUAUGUAUAAAAGGAUAUUGGAAUUUAAAGUUAAACGAAAGUAAAUGAGUCAAUAUAUCUGGACUUCUGUAUGCGAUUCUGACUUAUGUUACCCAUGGCCUUCAACCACUUGUCUCAGUUGUCAUGUAAACCUAGCUAGUAGUCUUCACUUUUUUAAGUAAUUUUGACCAAAAAUCGGUGUCUUCAUCGUCUGAUGCAACCUUUCAGUUUGGCUAGCGCUAGCUCUCUUCCAGCACACUGAACAUGCAAGCAUUGCUCUUGAAGUUAGACGAUGGUUAGAUAUGCGUAAUACGUAUAUCAAUCACCUCAGUUGAUAAAGACUCGAUACCUUUGUCACAUACCUCAUGCCUAACCUCAAUAGUGCUCACGCGGCCAUUCCAAGAAACUGGGACAAAAUUUCAAGGACACCUGUAAUUAGAAACCUUUAGCCUACCCAUUUCUUUUAAUUUCAUAGACCACGUUUCACACCUAUAAGGCAGGACAGAGCAGACUGUUGCACAGUAUACACGCCUGCUGAUAAAGAGACGAACCUCUUGUCUACGUCAAAAGUGAAGCAAGUUUUUAAGUACCAACUACCAAAAAUUGGUAUAUAAUAUUGUAUUCAGUAUAUUCGUUGUCUGAAAUAAAUUAAAUGUUAAUGUUUUCAUGGGUUCAUUUCUCUCCAGUUGUCUGUGUCUUUAUUGUUAUGCCAUGCUGAUAUGGAUCGUGUUAUUUACUUGUACUAUCUAGCAAAAGAAGACAGGUGGAUUAAAAAUCACAUCAAUGGUUCCCUUAACAAAGAUAAACGAGAAAAUGACUCAAAUGAUACUGCAGGAAUAUAGUAUCCUUUUUUAGUCAAUAUUUUCACUUUUUUACUUCUUUUGACUUCAUUAUAUAACCGCUAAUAUAUAAAAUUGUAUUGUUGAACAGUUUUAAUUAGGAACAAGUUGUGUUGUAUAUCCCUUUCACAUCCAUGGCGAAAGGAGUCACAAAAUUAAUAAUUUUUCUCAUUGCUGUACGACUUUUUCUGGUCGUUUGCAAUGUGACACUAUUUGGUCUGUAAAAUGAAUUCAAUAACUGCGAGAACAUCUCUCCUUUUUUAUGAAAAAUUUGAAUUACCUAAGUAACUCCCAAAUGAAUUAGAAUUUUAUUUGGCAACAUUGUCAGAUUAAUUAAGACACUCUUAGCUUUGUACUUCAAUUUAGAAUACCUAUAGUAUCCACUAGCCCAUCAUAUAUAGAUCUAUCAUGAGAACAUUACCUCAUAAAUAAUUUGCCUUGAACAGCUUCAAGUUCGCUCAUCUAAAAUGUAGAAUAAACACAGAGUUCAUGAUUAUUCAGUUCAAGUAAGUUUAAAACAGGAAGGCUUAUUGUGGUAUUCGGACAUUUAGAAAAUAGGUAACCCAAACGUUCGAGCAGGUCUCCAAUCAUAAUCAAAGUCAUUAAGGAAAAUUAAGUUGUAUAUUACAUUUACGAUCCCCAUAAAUAUCUAGUAUGAUCCGUUUUUGUAUUUCUGUUCACCUCAACUUCGUGUUGCCCAUUAUGUAGAAAUAUUUAAUGCAGAAGUCAUCUUUCGAGAAGAUUCUACACCGGAUGAAUUUAUUGAUGUAGUAGUUGGCGGUCGAGUAUAUCUGGCUUGUCUUUACGUAUUUCGGUUUCAUUUCUUAAAAAAAUUCUGUAUUUAGGUGUAUAAUAAAAUUGACCAAAUAUCACUUCAAGAAGUUGACAGAUUAGCAAGACAGCCUCAUUCAGUUGUUGUUAGGUUAGUUCAAACCUUUUUUUAAGAAUUGUUGCUUAUGCACGAGUUAAUACUUCGUAUUAUUUUUCUCCAGAGUUUCCCUGCUAUCUUUUAAUGGGGCAGCUCGAUCUGUUUUAGUAGUAUAUUUGAUCUCAUACUGUUCUAGUUGGUUUGUGAAAUUUACGGUAAAGUUACUGUUCAUUUCACUUGGUGUUGUUUUACUUGUAUCUUCCCAUUGUUAUUUAGGACUGCGGUUGAUAAGUCUCAUGUUGGCAUAUGCGUAUCUUGUGCGGAUUACUUCGAUAUAGUCUUAAGUCACAUGCUUUUUAAGCAGAGAUGGAUAGUGCAGUCCUAAAUAACAAUAGGAAGAUACGAGGAAAACAACACCAAGCGAAUUUAAACUUCACCCCAUUGCACAAGCAGGUGGCUAUCAGGACUCAGUAGCUAAGUGGAUAACGCGACGGCGUUUGAAGCGAACGGUACGGGGUUCGAGUACUGGGGUAAACAUCAACUCUGCGAUGCACGUACAUCCAACUGACGAGUCCCAAAUAGCACGGUACGCGCGUCCUGGAUUCCACUGCUGGCCACUAUCCAUCUUUACUGUUCACUUGUUUUUCACCUUUAUAUAUCAAUAAAGUGUCCUGUCUAUCUCUUAUUGUUGAGUAACGAUCGUGAGUCUGCUGCUUGCUUGUUUAGAUUGCAUAAAAUUUAAUAAAUGCUUAUUUUAUAUAUCGUUUAAAAACAUAUAACUAAUAAUAACCUAGGAUAGUUGAAGUUCCUCGCCUAGCUCAUGUGAGUUGUUAGUUUUUUAGUUUAGUCACUUUAAGAACUUGCUUCACCUCACAUCUACCCCAACUGUCAUCGCAUGGCAACACAUAUAUUGAUCAUGUAUGCUUCUAACCACUUCAGUUUUCACAAGUUCAGUUUCAUAGAUAAAAAUACUCAUCCAAAACUUCUGCUUGAUGUUUUACCGCUUAUUAAGCAGUACUUUUGAGACGACCCAUAUAAAGAUUUUUCAGCCCUUUGAUUUUACUAACCUUCGCUAAGCAUAUAACAUAAGAGUUUAAUACUAUAUAUAUUAUAGAACAGUUGUGUUCAUGCAUAUGUACAAUGUAUUUCUGUUACCAAAUACAUUACUACAUUACUUUCUUUUUUUACCCAGUUGCAAUCUAAAACUGAAUUUGGAUUACCUGCUAGAAAAACUUUGGGACUAUUUAAAUUUAAUUCAAGUAUUCACUAAAAAACGUGGACAAAAACCAGAUCUUGAUGAAGGAAUUAUUUUACGAAACGGUUCAACAGUUGAACACAUUUGCCAUUCAAUUCACAGAUCUUUAGCAUCACAGUGUAAAUAUGCUCUUGUGUGGGUAAGAAUAGUCGAAAUUCCAGUGUUUACUUUGUCAUUUAUUGAGUGGAUAAAUUCACAUUUUAUUUGUCAUAAAAAACCAAUUUAUUAGUCAUUUAUUCUCAAUGGUAUAUAAUAGCCGAAAUUUAAGAAGCCUAAAUUGUCUUAAAGUUUUUUGAAAAUGUUUGUAGCUCAACCUGUAAAUAUUUGUUUCUGUCAAAUAAAAUAACAUGAACUGUACUGAAGAGUUUCACUCCAAACACGUAAAACCGAUGAUAAUGAAAACGAAAUACAUGAAUAAAAUAAUUAAUUAUUUAGAAUCUAAGGAAAGGCUUAAUGCAUCACUAUGCGUGGUAAUUUGUUGACUACAUCUAGAGACAAACUGUAGAUUUAACACUUCGAUGAACCGGACAAAUUCGUAAGCAAAGAAAACUAAAGUUGAUAUAAAAAAAGCUUAUAUAAAAAAGUACAUCACUCCGUUAAACUAAUUUUUUCCCUCUUUACAUUUUUAAGGGAACAAGUGUUAAAUUCAGUCCACAACAUGUUGGAUUGAAUCACGUCUUACAUCAUCACGAUGUUGUGCAAAUUGUAAAGAAAUAAUUAUUCAGUGGAUUAAUAUUUCAGUAUGUUAUUGCAAAUUGAAUUCUCCAUGUCUUUCUUUAUUGAUGAAUAUAUUGAAUUUUUGGAUGCUAUGUAGUUUUACUGUUAUCAUAAGAGGGAACACUUUGGAUGGACGACAUUGACCUAUUUCUGUAUUGAAUAAAUCUUACCGGUUACAUUGUAGUUCAUAAGUUCGGAUAUCCCUCGGUUUAUAAUCGUUUAAGUUGUUCACAACCUAUAAGUUGUAAGUUGCUUUUUUUUCCUUCACUGUCUAUACAUAGAACGAAAACUAAUCCAUAACUUCGAAUCAAGCUAGUUUAUAAGGACCAAUACUCUGUAAACUUUUUACAGAACAUUUACAUAUAUUUUGCUUCUAAAAUAGGUCUAGAUUCUGUUAUUCUCAACAUGUUGUUUAGUGAUACUUCUUUGAUUGUUUAUUUGAAAGUUGUCUAGCUAACAUCACUACAGUAUAUCACGUAAGCCAGUUGGUGCGCAUUUGGUGUUUGUUAAGUUACUCAGUUUAUAUGGCAUAAGCUACCAAAUUAAUGUCUAAAUUCAACGGCAACUUGCUAUGCUUGUAAUAAUUUCUAACCAUCAAAUAGGACUUGAUUUUGUUUUGAUAUCUGGUCAACCUCUCGAUCUUAAUUACUGUGGUUAUUAGCCGAAUUAGCAACAGUUUCUCGAGAACCGCAAAUAAAAAUCGUGAAAAAAACAUUAGGUGUG
Molecule: messenger RNA, 8414 nt
Organism: Schistosoma haematobium
Lineage: Eukaryota; Metazoa; Platyhelminthes; Trematoda; Strigeidida; Schistosomatidae
Product: Developmentally-regulated GTP-binding protein 2
Exons: 9
Coding region: 6847-7203 (118 amino acids)
Biological process (GO): cytoplasmic translation
Cellular component (GO): cytoplasm
Molecular function (GO): GTPase activity; GTP binding
Source: RefSeq, a predicted model, not a curated record